AUGUCUUCAGAAGUUUCCACACAAACUGCUAAUACUACUUCCGAUCCUGCUACUGAAACCACCCAAAAAGAAUCAAAUUCAUCAGCUCUUAAGCGUCAUGACACAGAAAUUGCUGCACACGAUCAUAUACCUACAAGUGAUCAAAAUGCCCAAUCACAAUCUCAAAUUACUCGUGUCAUAGUAAUUGCUAUCGACCAUUCUAGUCACAGUCAAUACGCGUUCGAUUGGGCGGUUAAAAAUUUAUUACGAAAGGAAACUGAUUUGGCUGUGCUGAUUAAUGUCAGGCCAAUUCCCUCAAUUCCUGGACCAUAUGCUAUAGGCGCAACUUAUAUGGAUUUCGGCGAGGUUAUUGCCAGUGUCGAGGAACAGCAUCGUGCAAGCAGUCAUCAACUUUUACAAGAUUAUGCUUUGAAAUUGAAGGAACAAAACUUUGCUUGCAAAGCGAUUGCAAUGAGAGGUGAUGCACGCGAUGAAAUUGUUCGAAAGGUCGGAGAAGUCAACGCGGAUGCUUUGGUGAUAGGGUCUCGUGGUUUAGGCGCAUUAAAAAGAACCAUCUUGGGUUCCGUGAGCGAUUAUUGUAGCCACGUUUGUCACUGCACUGUUAUUAUUGUCAAAGAAAAUGACAAAUAA
Ambispora leptoticha is the source of this 630-nucleotide messenger RNA. The record is from the annotation of a GenBank genome assembly. Lineage: Eukaryota; Fungi; Glomeromycota; Glomeromycetes; Archaeosporales; Ambisporaceae.